Messenger RNA from Aptenodytes forsteri (emperor penguin), 539 nucleotides. RefSeq names its product pyridoxamine 5'-phosphate oxidase (gene PNPO). NCBI's taxonomy places the organism in Eukaryota, Metazoa, Chordata, Aves, Sphenisciformes, Spheniscidae. Gene Ontology annotation, biological process: pyridoxine biosynthetic process; pyridoxal 5'-phosphate biosynthetic process. Bases 1 to 282 code for a protein of 93 amino acids. The record is from RefSeq and is a predicted model, not a curated record. Gene Ontology annotation, molecular function: FMN binding; pyridoxamine phosphate oxidase activity. The transcript is spliced from 3 exons.
AUGGCACCCCGGGAGCCGCCCUCGCGUUCACCGCCUUCCCCGCAGUAUUUAAGGAAGAAGAACGCGGAGCUGGAGGAGCGGUACAGGGAGACGACGGUGCCGAAGCCGGCGUACUGGGGGGGCUACAUCCUGCAGCCAGACGUCGUGGAGUUCUGGCAGGGCCAAACCAACCGCCUGCACGACCGCAUCGUCUUCCGACGCCUGCGGGAUGGCUCGGCCCCCCUGGGAGACAUGACGCACCGGGGAGAGGGUGAAUGGGUCUUCGAGCGCUUCUCCCCGUGAGGCCGCCGGCGUCUCCGGCCGCGUUCGCCCGAUCGGGAGCAUCACCUACGCCAAACCUGCCCGCCUGUCCCCCGUCGUGCCCCGGGGAACGGGGCUGGCCUCGCUCUGCCCUCCCCUGGGAAACGCGUGCUGAGCUCUGGGGGUGCCCCAGAGAGACCCUCGUCUCCCUUCGCCUCUCCCCGGGGCGGGCGAGAGCUGCGGGUGGGUCCCAGAGACCAUCUGCUUCCCCCCGCCGGCUGGGGGGGGAGCCAGGCUGG